AUGGGCUUAUUAAAUUGUAUAUUUCUCUUACUUAUUAUGUUUACUAUUGCUGUGGAUUUAAUGCCAUUCAAAGACACCGGCGACAAGGAAAUUCACAAAUUUCGAUGGGCGAAGGGUGCGCAUUUGCAAAACACAACGUGCGCCACAGCUAUAACACCACCGCAAAAUCCAAAGACUUCCCUAGAAGUUGAAAUAUGGAAUAAUGCGUUCAAAUAUAUCGUAUUUGGUGCUGUCUCAGCAGAAGAUGUAGCGGAAGAUUGUCGAAGCAAUAGUUCACUUUUUGUCCUUAUGGGUAAUCCAGGUAUAAUUUGGCAUGUUGAAAGUAAUCAAUGUAUUCAUACCAAGAUGGGCACUAUGGGACCGAAUGAUUUUUUAAAUAGCACCCACAGUAAGACAGUCAUGUUUUUUUUCUUUUCUUAGUUCGGAAUCAGUAGGAGGCUUUUCAAUAUUAAAACAAAAACUUUAUUCGAUUCGCACAUGAAAUUCAAGAGGAAAACUGUAGAUAUAGUCGUCAUUUCAAAUGAAUAUCUCAUGGGUGGAUCCAUGAGAUAUGUACUAUGAUCCGAAAAAUUGUUUUUGUCGCUUUUCUGUACUUUUCUAUGUAGCACCAAAUCAAGAGGAAAACAGCAGACUUUGGAUUUUCGGAUUUUAAAAAUCCAAAAAUUCGACAGCAAUGCCCUCUUAUAAAUGAAGGAACUUCGAACUGAAAUUUUUGCUACAUGUAGGUCUCGUGAUCCUUAGAAUAUCCUAAAAGUUUCAGCGCAAACGGAUGUUUUCUUCUGAAGACAACACAAUUGCAAGGAACACUCAUAGUUCACAGCACGGUCAGAAAAUCCGGUUUUCUUGAAAAUUGAUUAUCUUAUGAGGGGAACAUCCGGUUGCACUGAAACUUGUGAGAUAUUUUAAGGACCCCGAGGCCUACAUAUCACAAAAAUUUCAGCUCAAAAUGCCUUCAUUUACAAGAGGACAUUGCUGGUGGAUUUCGGAAUAUUUUUUGAGAUUUUCUGAAUUUUUUUUAUUUUUCAUGGAUUGGCAAUCCAGAAAAUCCGACGUUUUCCUCUUGAUCUUUUAUUUGUUUCUAUCAUGUAUACUAUUGAAGGGAGGACAAACUGGUUUCCGUGCUGAAAAUCCUUAGAAAUUACUAAUAACGCGUUCAGCGUGCGAUGAAUGACUGAAAGCUGUGACAAAAGCAUUGAAAAUCGCUGGCAGUCAUUAAAAACUCGAGAAAUCAUUAGGAACCAAUGAAAAUCAGUUUCGGUCAAAGUAAACCUUCGAUAAUUAAAUGA
Messenger RNA from Rotaria sordida, 1286 nucleotides. The record is from the annotation of a GenBank genome assembly. Lineage: Eukaryota; Metazoa; Rotifera; Eurotatoria; Philodinida; Philodinidae.